Temnothorax curvispinosus is the source of this 3849-nucleotide messenger RNA. Its product is annotated as integrin alpha-9-like. Bases 200 to 3394 code for a protein of 1064 amino acids. The record is from RefSeq and is a predicted model, not a curated record. Lineage: Eukaryota; Metazoa; Arthropoda; Insecta; Hymenoptera; Formicidae. The transcript has 10 exons. Gene Ontology annotation, molecular function: integrin binding. Gene Ontology annotation, biological process: cell-matrix adhesion; cell-cell adhesion; integrin-mediated signaling pathway. Gene Ontology annotation, cellular component: integrin complex; external side of plasma membrane.
UGUCUCGUCUACAAUUGUAAAACAGGUUCCUUCCGUUUCCACUUCUCAGAGUUGCAUAUAGAUAAACGUUGACUAAUGUAAGUGAUGUGUCAUUGUGGUGUGUAAGCACCACAUCCGCCGGUAGAAUAACUUCGUUUCCUCAGUUUUCUUACAGAUACGGCGACUCGAACACGUGAAACCUUCGAAGACAUUGUCCAAGAUGCUUCGGACACGUGCGAGUUUAACGCAUUUUCGCGUACAGAUUCUAAUUUUCGUUCUGGCAAUCCUGCAACACAAUCCGUUGGCGUACAAUAUUAAUUCACUCGACGCCGAGAUAUUUAGGGAUCCUAUGCACGAGUCGGGUGCACGUGAAAGUUACUUUGGAUUCUCGGUAGCUCUGUACGUGGGUGCGAACGAAACUUUAUUACUCGUCGGAGCCCCACGAGCGAAUUCCAGCGCACUGCCGAACGUGAUGGAGCCGGGAACGGUCUUCAAGUGCGCGAUGAAUGGUGUAUGCAAAGAGUGGGUGGUGGAUAAAACUGGAAACGGUCGCGUGUCCUCGCAUCCUCCUGAAAAAUUCGUUAAUCAGAUAAAGGAUAAUGCUUGGAUCGGUGCUACCAUUGCCGUGCAGAACAAAACGGAGGCCAGAGUUGUAGUUUGCGGACCGCGAUGGAUAAAUAAUAUUAUAAAGGACAACUGGCUGAAUUGGAACAUGAACGGUAUUUGCUACACGACACUGGCUAGAAAUGCUGGUGCAUUUAAGAGAGAAGCGGAGGAGCGUUUGUUACCACUUUCGAACCCUGCAGAUGACAUCACAUCCAAGAACAAAAUAAACAUUUAUAAUUACGCGAUGGGACAAACCGGCUUCUCUCUGCACAUGAACUCGCGACAUGAAGUAAAUAUUGUAAUGGGCAGUCCAGGUGUAUACAAUUGGAAAGGCGACGCGAUAUUAACGUCGAUGAACGAUUCAUUUUCGCGCACGGUAAUUCCCUCGCUCGCUAGAGAGCAACGGGUUCAUAGUUACAAUUAUUUCGGAUACGCUAUCACGUCGGGUACUUACUUCAAUGAGCAAGACGUUUGGUAUGCUUCCAGUGUGCCACACGCCAACUUGUACGGAAAAGUCCUCGUAUUUACCUUUCCUCCUAAAACCAAUCAGCGUAUGUUUAUUAAAACAUUAGUGUACGGUAAACAAUACGGUGAAUACUUCGGUGCCGCACUAACGUCAUGCGACGUUAACAAUGACGGUAGACAGGAGUUAAUCGUCGGUGCACCGCAAUGGUCCAGGGACAUGGACGAAGGUCUUAUCUACAUCUUUACAGCGCGACACAACAGCGAUUUUGAAGAACUGCAGACGAUCGAAGGCGAGAUCGUCGGAGGUAGAUUCGGGUCUACCGUGAUGUGUCUAGGUGACAUCGAUUACGAUGGAUACGGCGACAUCGCCGUGGGUGCACCCUACGAGGAAGAGAGUGGCGGUGCGGUGUACAUAUUCAACGGGAAUAGAGACGGCGUUUCCCGGAAAUAUAGUCAGAGACUGAUCGGCUCGCGAUUUUCGCCGACGAUGCGGGGGUUCGGUAUCUCCAUCUCGGAACCCCGAGACGUGAACCGCGACAAUCAUUCCGACGUCGCUGUGGGUGCCUAUCUGUCCGGCGAGGUGGUCCUGCUGAGAUCCGUGCCAGUUGUCACAGUGAACGUAACAUUGAUGUACCCGCAAAAGAUCAAAUUGUUGAGAAACACAACGUCCUUCGAGGUCGACGUCUGGAUGUCUUACGAUGGCAUAUACGUACCGGAGUAUCUGCAAGUCGCCAUAGUCCUGAAGAUCGACCCGUUGCACGGCAGGGCCAGGUAUCGGACGCAAAAAAGUAACGACGGACUACAGACUUACAGAUUGCGUUACAAGCUGUUUAAAGCUAUGAUUACAAGUAAUCUGCUUGAGAUACAUUUAACGGAGAAAAUUAAAAAUGUAAUAGACCCGCUUGAGAUAUCGGUGUCGAUGCAGCUGGAAGAUGAUCUUCGCGCGAGAAACGAAAGCUCGUGCGCAUCUUGCGUCGUGAUAAACAAGCUCCGCUCGAAGACUGAGGAUCUCCUAAAGCUGCCGUUCGCCGUGGACUGUGGCGAGGACGAUGUAUGCGUGUCUGAUCUCAGCGUGACGUUGUCCACUGACUUAACUCCGGGCAACAGGUACAUCAUCGGCUCUACGCCGAUAAUCAUUCUGCGUGUCGAUACUUACAAUCGUGGCGAACCGGCGUACCAGACCAGAGUGCGUAUCUUCACCGAGGGCUUAACGUUAAAGAGUAUCCCGCCCGACUGUACGGAGGAUCUUCGCACGAGCAGCGCGCUGGAUGUGAUCUGUGACAUCGGCAAUCCUCUUAGAACAAAUGAAACAUUAAUGUUGCAACUGGACAUGAGCAUGGUGAGAUAUGAUGUUAAAGAGGUGGAAAUACAAGCGAAUAUCACUACUCAAAGCGACGAGACAAAUUGGAAUGACAAUAAUUCCACUAUCACUAUAUACUUUGACGUGGACAUCGACAUAGCGAUCGCCGGGAAAGCAAAGGAGAACUUGUACUCGUACCUACGUGAGAACGAGAAGGAAUCAUUAAACGAUAUUAGAUUUCAACACUUCUACGAGGUGCAGAAAUUCGGCGCCAGUCCUAUCGAGGAGGCAAUAUUGACCGUGAAAAUUCCAAUGCACUUCCGCCGACACGGUGCCGAGGAUAUAGCGGUCGUCAAUAUCAACGAUACCAUAGGCAUAAUGGACGGACAUCAAUUUUAUUGCAGCUACUCGAAUCAAACUGAAGUACCUGCCGCGCUUAACAAGAUCGUAUCGACGGAUGAUGUAAUCGUGAUGAACUCGUCGAACAUCGCGAGCAAGAACACGCACGCGAAAUUUAGCAUAGAGGAAGACACGCCGAUGAACGUGCCGUCUGAAAACAGAACGCUCUUUAUUAAUUGCACAAGUAACGAGAUCGAAUGUGUACAAAUCACUUGUAGACUGGGUCCAUUCUUAAGUUCUCUGUCUGUCGCGAAAUUUUUGGUGACGUUGGAUCUGCAAUUGUCGAGGUUUUCCGCUGAUAUGCUGAAGCAAAAAGACAUCAUAUUUUACGUGACUGAAGGUAGCGUUACCAUAACGCAACCUGACAAUGUUUCUCAAAGGAAAGGUCAUAAACCGGAUGUCACGCUGGUUGCAACAACGUUUCUAGGGUCGCCAGUAGCUCAACAAGUAGCAAUAUGGAUAAUAGCACUGUCAAUUAUCCUAGGUGUCGCAUUGCUGAUAUUAUUAAUAUUAGGUUUAAUAAAGAUCGGAUUUUUCAACAGAAAGAAGAAGUUGGAACUCGAGGCGUUGAUAGCCGAGACUGACAAAAAGUAUAAUGUGGUACUGGAAACAACAUCUUCGACAGAAGCUCUUGAGCACGACUGAAUAUACACACAAAUAAAAUUUUUAGAGUAAGAUUUAAUUAAUUUUUAAUGUAUUUUUUAUUUAUGAUGCAUAUUUUUUUCAUUUACUAUGUAUAUCUCCUUAAGGCCAGUUUUAUAAAAUAAUAAAACGUUUUCAUACAAAUAUAACCACCAAAAAUAUUUACUUUGUUGUUAUAACUGUUAAUUGGAUCACGAAAGAUUUAGUGCCAAGUGAUGUGUCUUUGAUUUCUCUCCAUUGCUGUUUAAGAUGUGGAAUCUUUAAAAUCUUAAAAAAGCAGUCUUAGAACGAGUUUAAUUUUACUUAAUGCGAAAUUAACUCGUAUCAUAUGAGACUCACGUACGAUAUUGAGAGAUACUUGUUCGCAUUUGUAUCUGAUUUUGCAAAUCCAAUUUCAAAAAUUUGUUAACAGAUGUAUCGAGAGACGACCGAAAGCAUAGCAUAUUUCAACAAGAUUU